AUGUCCUUCGGAAGUUUGAUAUUUGCCCCAGAGGCCGACGCUUUCCGGAAGCAUUCAACUCCGAUAGGGAAUGCGACGAACGGAUUGGUCACCAUCCCGUUGGAUAAGCAGUAUGUCCCGGUCAAGCGAAACAACCGCACGGUGACGUUCAAGACAGCGUAUUUUGGGACAGUGUAUGUUGGUUUGCCGCAGCCACAGAAAUUCACCGUCGUCUUUGAUACUGGAUCUGGACACGUCGUCUUGCCAUCCUCAAAGUGCGCCAGCGAGACGUGCGUUAGUCAUCGCCGCUACGAGCGGGGUCUCUCCGAGUCCGCGGUCGACUUGAACGCUGACGGCGAGAAGGUGUCAGUUGGCGCACAAGUGCGAGACACAGUGCAGAUCUCGUUCGGCACUGGCCAGUUGGUGGGCGACAUUGCCGAAGAGGUUGUUUGUUUCGAUGACUACCCGGGCGAGGAAAUCGCAGUGGCGCUCCAUUCUGGCAGUUGUGCCAGGGUUCGCACGGUCCUCGCCACAGAGAUGACAGCGCAGCCUUUCCUCUCUUUUGAAUUCGACGGUGUGCUCGGCCUGGGUUUGGACAGCUUGGCGCUCCACCCAGACUUCAGCUUCUUUGGGCAGAUGAGCAAACAACAUUCUGAGAUGCAGGCGGUUUUCGGCGUCUUCAUCUCUGGGGACGAUUGCGUUCCGAGCGAGAUCUCAUUCGGCGGCCACGACCCACGACGGGCGGCGUCCGAGAUGCUGUGGGCGCCUGUUGAAAGGCCAGAGAUGGGAUAUUGGCAGCUCAGCCUGAAGCGCGUCACGGUCGACGGUGAGCCGCUAGAGUGUUGCGAAAGUGGCGGGUGUGCUGCCGUUGUGGACACCGGCACGUCCUUGUUCGGUGUGCCGCGAGGGGCGGCGAAGGAGAUGCACCUCUUGCUGUCGCGGCAGGUCGAUGGAGACGCCACUGUAGAUGCUUCUGCUGGAUUCGACUGCAGACAGACCGACGGUUGUCUUCGACUUUGGGCACAUGCAGCUGUCCCUGGAGGCCCAGGAUUAUUCCCGCCCUGCGGCGCUGGCCGUGGUCGGCAGCAACAUGACCAGCCUGGUGUGCAGGGCAGCUCUGCUGCCUGUGGAGGAGAGGGCAGCACGGGGUCCAAGACGUGGAUCCUCGGCGAGCCCGUGCUGCGCAGGUACUACACGGCCUUCGACUGGCGCCAGAGGAGGGUCGGCUUCGCGCGCGCGGCGCCGCCUCGGUGCUCGGAGCCGGAGGGCGGCGAUGUAGCGAGGCGCCACCGGAUCGUGGGCGCGCCAGCGGAAGAACUUGCCCGCGCCGACGCUGGUUCACAUCUGAGACUGGUCGAGGAAGAACAUUCUGUUUAUGCCAUUGUUCUCCUAUCAUUGGGGCGCACGUAGGUCCGAGAGGCACUGCCAUCUCGGCGGGCCCCUCCCUCGCCGCCUUCCUCGUUCUCGGCAAUGGGGCUUUCCCCUUCCUCCAUCCUCCAGUUGCGGAGGCAGGCGGCCCAAACUGUCGCGGGCAAAGGCCCAGGGCGCUGCCUCACCACCACUGUGGCGAUUUGGUUUGGGGACAAGGACCCUGGAAUCAGUUUACGGACCCAGCUGGUCCGCUCCUGGCUCGACCUCUGGGACAAGUGCCCCUCCCUCCACCCUCGAAUCGUGAAAGCUUGGCCAUUGGUGGCCGCGCGUCUUGGGCACGACCCCAAGUUUAGGUGGCGGGAAGUCCGAGGGCCUAUUGGGGCCAUCACCGCCACCCUGAAAGACGGGGGUUGGAGGCCCAUUUCUCCCACCGAAUGGCGCAGGCCCAUCGGAGCCGACACGUUUGAAACCUGGCAGUUUCCUGACAUCGCGGCCGAUCGAGUCGCUGGAGAUUUCGACAUUGCUGAAUUAGUUAGCGAUUUUGCUGAGGACCUCAAAGCUCAGCUGUGGCAGCAGGCGGCUAAACACGAGCACGGGGAUGAUCUCGUCUCAGGUGCCGACGUGACUGCCAUUCGUUCUCAGCUCCAGCGUUUCCUGAAACGUGACGAAUUCGAUCAGAUCGGUCAGAUGGUCACAGUUGCCUCUGGAGGCCAGUGGCCUCUUCAGAGGCAGCGAGAUCGAGGCUAUCUUGUGUCCUUGAAAUGUCCGCGUUGUGGGGCCCCAGAGGAGACCCUUUUCCACCGUAUUUGGGAGUGCCCCUGCAACAAGGAUGACCCCGCGGAUGAAAACACUCAGAGUUUUUAGUUGCUCAGGCCCGCGCAGGCCACGAGGCCAACCCGAGUCUCUGGCUGCGCGGGCUCCCGCCUCGCUCUUUCACGUGUCCUGACUUUCGUGACGGGGGGGAGGACGUGGAGUGGGGGGGGUGGACGGAGAGCACUCGGACGUCCUCGACUGUAGAGAAGAUGGCAUGCUUCUCGUUUUCGGCGACGGCUCGGGAGGGCAAUUUAGCAGCGACCCUCGUCGCCGAAGGGUGGGCGCGGCUGCGAUUACGCUGGCGCCAGCCUCUGGAGGCUGGACUCGGGCCCGCGGCUUUGCCUCGACCCUUGGAGGUCGCCGCCAAACGGUGCCCAGAGCCGAGAUCCGCGCGUUUGAGCUUGCGCUUCGCCGAUUUCCAGGCCCGCUGCGUUUUGUCACGGACAACGCGGCCCUCCAUCGAGGGUGGCACUCCAGAAGGCAUGAGCAUUG
Prorocentrum cordatum is the source of this 2655-nucleotide messenger RNA. The record is from the annotation of a GenBank genome assembly. NCBI's taxonomy places the organism in Eukaryota, Dinophyceae, Prorocentrales, Prorocentraceae.